AUGGGAAGGUGCAGGGCUCUGCAGAGCAGCGAGCCCACAAAUGCACAGAACUCUGGGGAGGAGGGGGCUUCCUCACGUUCCUCCGACCGCAUAAGGUCCACCAUCAGCGGCUUGGACGAGCUGCUGGGGGUGGAGGACCAGAAGGCAGCCUCCAAGGACCAGGACGUCAUGCCGGCCAUCGAAGUGUCUGCAUCCAAGCAGGUUCUGGAGAAGAUUGGGGCCGCUGACGCGGCCCGGUCAAAGGCUCAGGAUGAAGGCGCCGUGGCGUCCCAGAUUGAGGACACCCUGGCGCGCGUCAUCGAGCAGGCGCGCAAGCUCGCGGAGUCGGAGGACUUCCAGGACAAGGAGAAGAAGGAGGCGGGGGGCCAGGACCUGCAGCGCCAGGUCGAGAAGCUGCUGAACUCCCUCAUCCGGUCCAAGAACGGCAUCGACAAGGACGAUUACAGUGACAUCAAGUCCAAGGUCUUUGGGCCCGACACCUUCUGGGUCACCGACGUCCUGCCCAGCAGUGGACUGGAGGGCGGCGUCAUGUUCCGCGGCAACCUCAGGGGAAAGCGGGAAAAGGUGGUGGCUGAGGUCAUGCAGCGCCUGCACGACGCAUACGGAGGAAAGUACGUCUUGAGGGUGAUCCUGGAUGUGGAGGCGGCCUUCAAGGCCGAUGAGGACAAGAGCGACCGCAGCCUGGACUCCUUUGUCGCCUUCGAGGUCCUGCCCGCUGCUGCCGCAGUGCCCCCGCCCCCCGCCACCUGGCAGCGAUGGGUGGGAGUGCUGCUGGUGGCUCUGACAGCUGCAUCCACCCUCAGCUUCGGGCUCGCCUCCUCCCUCCUCUUCCUACCCAAGGAGACCCUGGCCUUCCUGGCCAACCCCUCCAGCAUCAGCGGGGAUGCGCUGCCGCCGGGCCUGGAAGGAUUCGACCCCCAGGCCUUCCUGACGGCGGCCGUGUCUGUGGGGGCGCUGAGUCUCAUUCCACAGGUUGCACACGAUGCAGGACACUCCCUGGUGGCCCGUCUGCGUGGCAUCCAGCUGAAGGCACCUCUCCUGGUGCCGAGCACCGCGCUGGGCACCUUUGGGAGCAUCCGGCAGCUGGCGUCCCUGGUCCGGAGCCGCACUGAUCUCUUCGACCUGGCGGCGGCAGGGCUGUUGGGGGGGGGGGCGACGGCCCUGGCGCUCAUGAUUGCAGGCCUGCAGGCCUCUCACGGCGGAGCCGUCGUCGAGGCAAGCCCUGGAUUGAUCCCGGUGCCCGCCGCGCUCUUCCACGGCAGCCUCCUGCUGUCCACCCUGGGCAACCUGGGCUUGACCCAGGAAGCCCUCGCGCAGCCCACGCUGUACGUCUCCCCGCUCUUCGUCGCCGGCUGGGCGGGCAUUGUAAACACCGCACUGAACGCCCUACCUGUGGGCUGCCUGGACGGCGGCCGGACCACCUUGGCGGCUUUUGGCAAGGGCGCGCUCGCCUUCUCCAGCCUGGUGGUGUAUGCUUUGCUGGGCUUUGGCGCCCUGGGAGGGCCCCUGGCCCUCCCCUUUGGCCUCUACGUCCUGGUGUGCCAGCGAAAGUCGGAGGGCUGGAUCCAGGACGAGGUGUCGGGGGUGAGCGGGACGCGACAGGCCCUGGCCCUCGGCAUCACCCUCCUCGCGCUGACCGUGCUGCUGCCGGAGAGCGCGGGGGUGCUGCUGGGUGGGGUGGGGGCGGGGGGACCUGCCCCCGACCUCUUCUGA
Messenger RNA from Auxenochlorella protothecoides, 1713 nucleotides. RefSeq lists its product as hypothetical. The record is from RefSeq and is a predicted model, not a curated record. Bases 1 to 1713 code for a protein of 570 amino acids. Gene Ontology annotation, biological process: proteolysis. The transcript has 9 exons. NCBI's taxonomy places the organism in Eukaryota, Viridiplantae, Chlorophyta, Trebouxiophyceae, Chlorellales, Chlorellaceae.